This is a messenger RNA of Lactuca virosa, 330 nucleotides long. NCBI's taxonomy places the organism in Eukaryota, Viridiplantae, Streptophyta, Magnoliopsida, Asterales, Asteraceae. The record is from the annotation of a GenBank genome assembly.
AUGACCGGAGUGAUAAAUUCAAAGAGUGACAUUUACAGCUUUGGAGUUAUUCUGAUGGAACUCUUGACUGGACGAAAACUUGUUGACCAUACUUUGCCACGUGGUCAACAGAGUCUAGUCACCUGGGCAACACCAAGACUUAGUGAAGAUAAGGUGUUACAUUGUGUUGAUGCUAGACUGACUGGAGAAUACCCGCCACAAGCAGUUGCCAAGAUGGCGGAAGUAGCGGCUGUGUGUGUGCAGUAUGAUGCUGAUUUUAGACCAAACAUGAGCAUUGUUGUUAAAGAACUGCAGUCAUUGUUGAAUGGUCAUGCUGGACCCCCCAACUGA